Molecule: messenger RNA, 2772 nt
Organism: Oncorhynchus keta (chum salmon)
Lineage: Eukaryota; Metazoa; Chordata; Actinopteri; Salmoniformes; Salmonidae
Product: junctophilin-1-like
Exons: 6
Coding region: 311-2419 (702 amino acids)
Cellular component (GO): plasma membrane; endoplasmic reticulum membrane; junctional membrane complex
Source: RefSeq, a predicted model, not a curated record
UUCAUACACACAACACACACACACACACACACACACACACACACACACACACACACACUAACCACAUCACACAUUCUUGUUUUCUUUACAUAUCAACCUCUACCCAUGAUUCCCAUCACCAUCAUCACAGUUGUUUUUGUUUAUUUUUACUUCUUGUGCAAACAGAGUCCUCCUCUCGUUGGCUCAUCUCUCCGUUUUCUCCACCUCUCCGCUCCCUGUUGGAUCCCUUCUGGGGGGGGGGGGUAAUAACACGACACCAUUGAAUCAUUCUACAGCCGAAGCUUUCUGCUUCAUUUCUCGGCUGUUCUGAAUGACGGGCGGAAGGUUUGACUUCGACGAUGGAGGAACAUACUGCGGAGGGUGGGAGGACGGUAAAGCCCACGGACAUGGCAUCUGUACCGGGCCAAAAGGCCAGGGCGAAUACGCCGGCUCCUGGUCGCACGGCUUUGAGAUAGUGGGGGUGUACACCUGGCCCAGCGGGAAUACGUACCACGGCUACUGGUCCCAGGGGAAACGGCAUGGGCUUGGGGUCGAAACCAAAGGGAAGUGGACUUACCGCGGUGAGUGGAGCCACGGAUUCAAGGGUCGCUAUGGACUCCGACAGAGUCACAAUACACCUGCCCGGUACGAUGGGACGUGGAGUAAUGGCCUACAGGACGGGUAUGGGAUUGAGACCUAUGGCGACGGUGGUACAUACCAGGGCCAGUGGAUGGGUGGGAUGCGGCACGGUUAUGGAGUGCGCCAGAGUGUUCCCUACGGCAUGGCAACAGUGAUCCGCUCUCCGCUCCGUACCUCUCUAGCAUCCCUACGCUCCGAGCAGAGCAAUGGCACCGUGCUCCAGGACCUCUCGGGUGACACGCCCACCGGCGGCCGGGGCGGGUUCGUCCUCAACUUCCACUCGGACAGCGAAGUGGUCACCGGGAAGAAGAAGGGUCUGUUCCGCCGCGGCUCGCUGUUCGGGAGCCUCCGUCGGCUUCACAAGUCCGAAUCGAAGUCAUCCAUCUCCAGCAAGAGGAGUUCGGCACGCAGCGACGCCGCUAUGAGCCGCAUCAGCUCCUCCGACGCGGACGCCAACUCCACCGUCUCCCUGGGCGACGGAGAGCUGCCGGAAGAGGACUUGCUGUUGGAGGAUCACGUGGAUGCCACCACCACCGAGACGUACACGGGGGAGUGGAAGAACGACAAGCGCAACGGGUUCGGCGUCAGCGAACGUUCCAACGGGAUGAAGUACGAGGGGGAGUGGCUGAACAACAAGCGCCACGGUUACGGGUGCACCACCUUCCCCGAGGGGAACAAGGAAGAAGGGAAGUACAAGAAUAACGUGCUGGUUCGUGGAAUAAGGAAGCAGCUGAUCCCGCUAAAGAACCCCAAAACCAAAGAGAAGGUGGAUCGGGCCGUGGAGGGGGCGCGGAGGGCUGGGGCCACCUCCAGGACGAAAGUGGAAAUAGCAGCUUCCAGGACGGCUCAUGCCAGAACGAAGGGAGAGGCAGCAGACCAGGCAGCUGUCUCUGCCGGACAGGAUUGUGACAUCGCUAGGGCCGUCGCUAGGGAGCUGUCCCCAAACUUCCACCAACCAGGUCCUGACUAUAUCAAGCAGGCGUUCAUGGAUCCAGUGAAGAUCCCCAAGGAUCCUCCCGAAGAGAAGGAGAAAGACAGCCCCACCAGCCCUGCCCAGACCCCCGGGCCCACCCCUCCCAGCACCGCCCAGACCCCCGGGCCCACCCCUCCCCCCUCGCCCCACAGCAAGAAGAGACCGCACAGCAACAGCGUCUCCACCUCCGCCUCCCGCAAGAUCAGCAAGGACGAAUCAUCACACAGUCGCAAGGUCAGCAAAGAGGAGAAGCCGGUCCGUAAGAGCAGCAAGGAGGAGCGGCUGAGCAGGAAGUUGAGUAAAGAGGAGCGGGUGUCCAUCGCUACCGAGCCGCCCACAGCUGCUGCUCCCUCUUCCCAUGUAAUACACCAGGCUUCAGCCAGACCCCCCAAGGCCCCGGAGCCCGGACCCACCAACGUACCACCUCCCCAGGCUGCUGCUCUGCAGACGGGUCCUGUUAAUGAAAUGGGACAACUCCACUCCCAGUACCAUAGCUACUACGUCAAAGCCCCCUCCAGGGGACCCCUGCCCCCGGAACCUGAGCCUGAGGAGGACGAGGAGCCCAGUCAACUGACCCUGGCACGGAUGGCCCCGUCACCCCCCAAGUCGUUCCGGAAUUUCACCCUCAAGCCGACGCCCACAGGUGAGCAGAGCAAACUCAGGAAGCAGGAUUCGCUAAAACCAAAGAGCCUGGCAGAGACCAAGAAGGCCAGUAUGGAGAUGGCUGACGGGCAGGGUGAAGAGAAUGCUCCUAACUCUAUCCUGGUUGCUAUGGUGAUGCUGUUGAAUAUCGGCCUAGCCAUCAUAUUUGUCCACUUCCUGACAUGAUGCUCCUGUGUCUCAGUGAUGCCGUGGCAACUGAUGCAGCGUCUCCAGCCUUUUAAAAAAAUCAAAAUUGUGUCAGUCAGAAUCGGAAGCGGCCACAGGAGCAUGGAAAUCGGCUUUGUGACACAGGAGAGAAACAUGAGAGGCAGGAGAGAAGGACCCGCAGGCUGUCCAGGGCCGUCCACAGACCUGCCUGAUCAUAAUACUCUCCUCUGGGUUCUGUUAAAGAACAAAAUGAUAUGUCUGAGGGAGAUAGGAAAAACAAUACAACAGGAAAAAGUCAACACACAACACACACACACACACACACACACACACACACACACACACACACACACACACACACACACACACAC